AUGGAAUGCUGAAAGCAAGGUUGCAAAAAUAAAGUCAAAGUUCUCUGUAAAUGUGUGGAUCCUGCCCUCUACUCUUGCAUAAUCCACAUUUAUAAACAUGUUCAAACUACUUCUAUUGAAGAGCACAAGCUGGAACCAUUAAAAUUAAAACUAAAUCAAAAAUAUAAAGAAGCCCUAAUUGAAGAGUUGCAUAAAUUAUCAAAAGAAUUACUUGAAAUAUAGCCCCUGCAGUUUAAUAGAUCAUUAUUGGUUAUCCGUUUUAAUUUUUAAAUUAAAUUCGUCCUUGUCAAUUUUUUAAAAGUUCAAACAAAAAUAACAAAUUUCCAUUUAUGGCUUUAGGGUAUCUAAUGAGUAUAGACUUGAUAAGGCAAGCGUCAUGGGCAAUUUUUUUUAGUUGGUAUGCUGACUAGCCAUACUAGCCUAUUAUGGCACAUUAGCGAUAAAAGAAAACUUAAUAAAAGAAACAUACAAGAAAAUACAAGAAUUAAAAUUGUCACUUAUUAAAGCACUAGAAAAUAUUGAUAAAAUAAGAAUAAAUCAAGCUGAUUUAAUUAGAAAGAUUUGCUCAAUAAAAAAGUUACCAAAAAUAAGUCAAAAUCCGCUUGAAAAGCUAUUAAGCUUAGACCCAGAUAGUGCACGAAAAAUGUUGGAUGAGUUUGGGUGCAGUUUUAAUCGUUCCGAUUUUGAAUUCAACAAAGAUGACAGGAUCGAUAUUUUUGAAAACAAUGAAAUUGUAUACUUCUUUAAAUAUUUUUUUAUUUUUAUAGCAUAAUCUAAAAUAUUUGUAAUCGCUAAAGAGUGGUUUGCUUAAAAGUAGAAAGCUAAAAUAAUUAAACAAUGAUUAAUAUUUUUGUGAGACAUAUUUUUUAGGACUAAUACAAAAAUCUCAGUUAGAGUAAAUUUGACCAAUUAUUCAAAGUCUGAGAAACAGAUAGACAGUCUCCAAAAUAAUGUUAGUCAACCCCAAAAUAUUUCUAUGUGUCUUCUUCCAGAUAAAUCUAUAUUUUGCUAUGGUAAUUAUCCUGCAUCAGGAACAACAUUUAGAUUUUAUCAAAAUAGCACUAUUAAGCAGCUUUCAGAUGGAGAUCCAUCAAAUGGUAUGGGUGCUCUGUAUCAUGAUGGCUUUAUUUACUUAUUUGGAGGAUGAAAUGCUGCAGAUAAAGCAUGGAAUCAAGCAGCAAAAUAUGAAUUAUCAACUGAUAAGUGGUAUUAUCUCAGAGAAAAAUUUGCUAUAUACUUUUGGUAUAAAGUUUUCUAUAUUGAGUAUUAUUAUAGUUCUGAAUUUAUUAAGAUGAUGAAAUAAAGAAGAAAAAAUUUUAAUAGAGAAUAUAAAAUUUGCCCUCUGAAAGAAAAUCUAAGCCGCGUUUUAUGUAUUGCAGGCAAUGAUGGAAUCGCAUUUGUUGGCUAUGAAAGUAGCAAACUAUAUUCGUAUAAUCAUAAGCAAGGUAUUUAUAAUGAAAUUUAUCUCAACUUUGCAACUAAUACUUAUAAAGUAUUACUCCAAGCUGAAAAUCGAGUAUUUUUAAUCGAAUCCUCAAAAAAUAUAUAUGAAAGUGAGCCAAAUCAACUAACUCCCCCCCCUCCGUGAGUGAACAAAACCAUUAGAAAAAUCCCUAUUUUUUGCCCAAAAACCCAAGUGAACCAAAAUGUUUUUAAUAGAAAAAAUUUUUAUAAAAAGAAAUUUUGAUAUAUAAGUGAUAAUUAGUAUAAUGAAAUCUCGAGCUAAUUCUGCUUAAUUUUAAACAAAUUGCUUUUUAAAACAUAAAUUUUAUAUAUUUGCUUCCCAUUUUUUUCAAAUUAGGAUUUUUUUAAAAUUUCGAAAAAAAAUUUUUUCUAAAAUUUAUAUAAAAAAAAAAAAUUAACCUCCGUUAGUGAACAAAAAUUUUUUUUGUUCACUCAUGGAGGGGGGUAGUAAGCAAUUGGAAAAUUAUAGAAGCAUCGCAGAUUAGCUAUGGUUGCAGAGCAGCAUACCAAGUUUAUUUCAAUCAAAGUUGCUAUUUCAUAGACAAGGAUUGCAGAAUAUAUAAAUUUGAGAUGAAGAGCUUGCAAUUAACGAUGACUCAGUUAUAA
Molecule: messenger RNA, 2070 nt
Organism: Blepharisma stoltei
Lineage: Eukaryota; Ciliophora; Heterotrichea; Heterotrichida; Blepharismidae
Source: the annotation of a GenBank genome assembly